AUGGAGCUGUACCUGACCUUUCUGCUGGGGAUCCUGCCCGUUGCAGCUCAAGAAUGGCGGCGUCCUGUGAUCAAGCUAAACUCAGAGGUCGUGGUUGGGCCUGAAGUAGUACUGAACCCUGGCACCCCAUUGGUCUUGAGGUGUGAGGGGGAUGGGCCAGUCAACUGGCUGACCCGGUUGUCCAAACACAAGAGCUUAAUUUCCAAGGACAACGGGAGAGUCAGAACCUUCAGGGUGGACCGUCCCUCUGCAGAACACACUGGGACAUAUAAGUGUGAAUAUACCAGUGUGAACGUCAAGGGCCGGGACUUGUUCUCUACGGUGCACGUAUAUGUUAAAGACCCAGAAAGCCUGUUUUGGACCAGCAGCACCUCCCUGCGUGUGAUGAGGAAGGAGGGGGAGGACCACCUGCUCCCCUGCCUGCUGACCGACCCAGAGGCCACAGACUUGGGGCUCCGCAUGGACAACUGUACCUCCGUGCCCCCAGGGAUGAACUACACAGCAGACCCCCGCAGAGGCAUUCUCAUCCGCAACCUCCACCCCAGCUACAAUGCUGACUAUGUCUGCAGCGCCAAACUCCACGGGGUGGAGAGGACUUCCAAGACUUUCAACCUCAACAUCAUCCAAAGGCUGCGUUUCCCACCUUAUGUAUUCCUGGAAAAGGAUGAGUAUGUUCAUAUCGUGGGCGAGAAGCUGAGCAUCCACUGCACCACACACAACCCCAACUUCAACUAUAAUGUCACGUGGAAUUACAGCUCCAAAAAGAGAUUUACAAUAGAGCAGAAAGUCCAAUCAGUUGACAGUAACCGUCUGGACAUUGAAAGCAUCCUGACCAUCCCUGUAGUGGACCAGUCAGACACAGGCAACAUUACCUGCAUCGGCACCAACGAGGCUGGAGUCAACAAAUCUACCACCUCCCUGAUGGUUGUAGAGAAGGCCUACAUCCGUCUUUCUCCCCAGCUGUCCUCCAAGCUGGCUCACCAGGGCCUGUCCAUUGACGUGAACGAGGGGGAAGACCUGAAACUCAGUGUCCUGAUCGAGGCAUACCCUCAGAUCAUAGGCCAGCACUGGGACACCCCUACAGCCUCCUCCACGCAGGAACAAGCCUUUACACGCUAUAACAACAGGUAUUCCGCUACCCUGCUGCUCAAGAGGAUGAUUGCACAGGAGCAGGGCCAGUACACCUUCUAUGCCAAGAGUUCCAUGGCCAACGCAUCCAUUACAUUCCAAAUCCAAAUGUAUCAGAGGCCGGUUGCCGUGGUGAGAUGGGAGAACAUCACCACCCUCACGUGCACGUCGUUCGGUUACCCUGCUCCCAUAAUCCUCUGGUACCAGUGCUCUGGAAUCCAAACCACGUGCAAUGAGAACGCAACAGGUCUCCAGAUGCCUGCUCCUCUCUUGGCCCAAACAGUCGAGGUCGAGAGGGAGGAGUAUGGAGCAGUCGAGGUCCAGAGCGUCCUGACAGUGGAACCGUCCGGCCAUAGGAUGACCGUGGAGUGUGUCGCCUUCAACCUGGUCGGAGUCGGUAAAGACACCUUCGCCAUGGAAGUUUCCAAUAUAAUGUUCACCUCCACUCUGUUGGGAGCAGCUGGUGUUCUGGCCUUUCUCCUCCUGCUACUCAUGGUCCUGCUCUACAAGUACAAACAGAAACCGAGAUAUGAGAUCCGGUGGAAGAUCAUCCAGGCCAGUGAAGGAAACAACUACACCUUUAUCGACCCAACUCAGAUGCCGUACAAUGAGAAGUGGGAGUUUCCCAGGGACAAGCUCAAGCUAGGAAAGAUCCUAGGAGCCGGGGCCUUUGGGAAGGUGGUGGAGGCCACAGCCUAUGGUCUAGGGGAGGACGACAACGCGAUGCGAGUGGCUGUAAAGAUGCUCAAAGCCAGGGCCCACUCGGAUGAGAGAGAGGCUUUGAUGUCAGAACUGAAGAUUCUGAGUCACCUGGGACAGCACAAGAACAUUGUCAACCUCCUGGGAGCCUGCACUCAGGCGGGACCUGUACUGGUGAUCACUGAGUACUGUAGUCAUGGCGACCUUCUGCACUUCCUGCGACACAAGCAGGAGACCUUCCUGAACUUUGUCAUGAACAUACCAGAGGUACCAGAAGAGACCAGUGACUACAAGAACCUCUGUGAGGGGAAACAGUUCAUCAGAAGUGAUAGUGGGAUAUCCAGUGUGUGUUCUGACAGCUACCUGGAAAUGAGGCCUGGUCCCCAGCCUGUCAACUCUUCUCUGGACUCUGUGUGGGAGGAUGGUGGGCCGGACUCGUGGCCGUUGGACAUGGAGGACCUGCUGAGAUUCUCCUACCAGGUGGCUCAGGGCCUGGACUUCCUUGCAGCCAGGAACUGUAUUCACCGGGACGUUGCAGCCCGGAACGUUCUCCUGACAGACCGCCGUGUGGCUAAGAUCUGUGACUUCGGCCUGGCACGUGACAUCAUGAAUGACUCCAACUAUGUGGUGAAGGGCAAUGCGCGUCUGCCAGUGAAGUGGAUGGCUCCAGAGAGUAUCUUUGACUGUCUCUACACUGUCCAGAGUGACGUCUGGUCCUAUGGGAUCCUGCUAUGGGAGAUCUUCUCUCUCGGAAGGAGCCCCUAUCCCAGUGUCCUGGUGGAUACUAAAUUCUACAACAUGAUAAAGUGUGGUUAUCAGAUGUCUCGACCAGACUUCGCACCUCCAGAGAUGUAUACAAUCAUGAAAAUGUGCUGGAAUCUAGCGCCAACAGAGCGACCGACCUUCAGCAAGAUCAGCCAGCUGAUUGAGAGAUUACUGGGUGAGCAGCCAGAACGUCCAGACCAGUGUUCUACUCUCCUGUCCCAGCAGCAGCAGGACAUGAUGGUUGAGGAGUUGGAGCUGUGUGAUGAUAAUGAUGAGCCUAAGUGUUGUGACAGCUCCUGUGACCAGCCGUGUGAGCACGAAGAGGAGGAGCAACCACUGGUGAAGACCAAUAACUAUCAGUUCUGCUGAAAGCAUAAUUCUAUUUCUAUGUCUGACACCUCCGACAUCAUCAAACUAUCCACAUUCUGAUCUGAAAUUCGUCCACUUUCUAUCUUCUCCUGCUCACUGUAGAAUCAUUCUGGGAGCACAGAGCCAAAGAAAUGGAAUUGUGAUAUUUUGUUCAAGCAAUGAAAAGCAAUUUUGACGCCCUGUUUUACACUGCAUACAGACAGGAAGCUGAGAGAGUCAUGUCAUGUGACUUGUUAUAUCCCAUGACAAGUUUUGAAAAAACAAAGGCGAGAAUGAAUCUAAUCACAGAUAGUGCCUUAGUUGUGUAAUUAAGAUAUAUAAUGCCUUAUUUUACAUGAAUUACUCUUCUUUGUUGUAUGUUUUGGAGAUGAUCUUUUCAAUCUAUGCACCAAAGAUGCAUCUACCCUGACAGAACUGAUUGUGUUGCUCACAGCUUUUUGCAGGCUAUUUGUCCUUUUAAUGUACAUUAUAUUCCUCUGUAGCCACUAUGGUGAGGGUUUAUCUAUUAUUUGUGGGAAAUGGGAACGAAUGCUGGUGGUGUUUGAAUUGACAUUUGUCAGCGGGUUCACUUUCACAUUGUAGGGACUACCUUUUUUCAACAUGCUAUGCAGCAGCAAGACAGUAGCAAACAAUGCAAUUGUAUAAUUUCUGCGACAGUAUAUUUGAGCAUGUUCUAUAUUUGUAUGAUGGCUUAGUUUGAUGCUGGACGUAAUAACAUGAGAUACAAUCUAACUGGGGACCACAUUCCAUGUAUUGUCCUUCAGCCUAAACAUGCUGCAUGAAGCAUUGAAAUGGAUUUUGAGACGCUAUUUACAUCAAUUACAUUUAUCUCUAGCCGUAGUUGUUUCGUAUGAUAGUCACAAUAUCUUCUGAGUUACUCGCCCGUGGACAGAAUCACGCAGCUGACUAAAUGACGCAAGAUUUUAGUUGUGCGUUAACCUGUCUGGCUCCGGCGUUCCGCUAGCGGAACUCCUCCCACAUUCCACUGAAAAGGCAG
This is a messenger RNA of Salvelinus namaycush (lake trout), 3958 nucleotides long. Its product is annotated as macrophage colony-stimulating factor 1 receptor 1-like. Gene Ontology annotation, biological process: multicellular organism development; protein phosphorylation; positive regulation of kinase activity. Gene Ontology annotation, molecular function: ATP binding; cytokine binding; macrophage colony-stimulating factor receptor activity. Lineage: Eukaryota; Metazoa; Chordata; Actinopteri; Salmoniformes; Salmonidae. The transcript is spliced from 21 exons. The record is from RefSeq and is a predicted model, not a curated record. Gene Ontology annotation, cellular component: signaling receptor complex; CSF1-CSF1R complex. The coding region runs from base 1 to 2961 and encodes 986 amino acids.